Hirsutella rhossiliensis is the source of this 243-nucleotide messenger RNA. RefSeq lists its product as uncharacterized. The record is from RefSeq and is a predicted model, not a curated record. The transcript is spliced from 2 exons. The coding region runs from base 1 to 243 and encodes 80 amino acids. Lineage: Eukaryota; Fungi; Ascomycota; Sordariomycetes; Hypocreales; Ophiocordycipitaceae.
AUGACCCACAUGUUGCUGAGCCAACGGCCCACACAUCGCAGCUCCCACGACCCGUCUUACCAAGCAUCGAAGAUCAAGACCAAGACCAAGACCAAGACCAAGACCAAGACCAAGACCAAGACCAAGACCAAGACCAAGAUCAAGAUCAAUACCAAGACCAAGACCAAGACCAAGACCAAGACCAAGAUCAAGACCGAGAUCAAGACCAAAGAAACAGUUCAGGGACCAUCGAAUCGCACAUAA